AUGGCGACAAAGGAUGUUGCUUCCAUGUUUGCCGUUGCUCUCUUCAUUGGAGCGUUCGCUGCUGUUCCUACGAGUGUGCAAUCCAUCGGCGUGUGCUACGGCGUGAUCGGCAACAACCUCCCCUCCCGGAGCGACGUGGUGCAGCUCUACAGGUCCAAGGGCAUCAACGGCAUGCGCAUCUACUUCGCCGACGGGCAGGCCCUCUCCGCGCUCAGCAACUCCGGCAUCGGCCUCAUCCUCGACAUCGGUAACGACCAGCUCUCCAACAUUGCCGCCAGCACCUCUAACGCGGCGUCCUGGGUCCAGAACAACGUGCGGCCCUACUACCCGGCUGUGAACAUCAAGUACAUCGCCGCCGGCAACGAGGUGCAGGGCGGCACCACGCAGAGCAUCGUCCCGGCCAUGCGGAACCUCAACGCGGCCCUCUCCGCCGCGGGCCUCGGCGCCAUCAAGGUGUCCACCUCGAUCCGGUUCGACGCGGUGGCCAACUCGUUCCCGCCCUCCGCCGGCGUGUUCGCGCAGUCGUACAUGACGGACGUGGCCCGGCUCCUGGCGAGCACCGGCGCGCCGCUGCUGGCCAACGUGUACCCCUACUUCGCGUACCGCGACAACCCGCGGGACAUCAGCCUGAACUACGCGACGUUCCAGCCGGGCACCAGCGUGCGUGACCAGAACAACGGGCUGACCUACACGAGCCUGUUCGACGCGAUGGUGGACGCCGUGUACGCGGCGCUGGAGAAGGCGGGCGCGCCGGGCGUGAAGGUGGUGAUUUCCGAGAGCGGGUGGCCGUCGGCGGGCGGGUUCGCGGCGUCGGCGGACAACGCACGGACGUACAACCAGGGGCUGAUCAACCACGUCGGCGGGGGCACGCCCAAGAAGCGGGAGGCGCUGGAGACGUACAUCUUCGCCAUGUUCAACGAGAACCAGAAGACCGGGGACGCCACGGAGAGGAGCUUCGGGCUGUUCAACCCGGACAAGUCGCCGGCCUACAACAUCCAGUUCAAGUAG
Messenger RNA from Triticum turgidum subsp. durum (durum wheat), 1008 nucleotides. NCBI's taxonomy places the organism in Eukaryota, Viridiplantae, Streptophyta, Magnoliopsida, Poales, Poaceae. The record is from the annotation of a GenBank genome assembly.